This is a messenger RNA of Trematomus bernacchii (emerald rockcod), 1208 nucleotides long. It is a transcript of the gene svbp, whose product is annotated as small vasohibin binding protein. Bases 156 to 356 code for a protein of 66 amino acids. Gene Ontology annotation, biological process: negative regulation of protein ubiquitination; protein secretion. Lineage: Eukaryota; Metazoa; Chordata; Actinopteri; Perciformes; Nototheniidae. The transcript is spliced from 3 exons. The record is from RefSeq and is a predicted model, not a curated record. Gene Ontology annotation, cellular component: apical part of cell.
AAGCUUCACUCGGGUUUGUUUAUCGGUGACACCCCGGGAACAGCUGUUGGAUCGGCUAACAGCUACAGCCAACAUACCGGCUAACUGAACGUUUAUCAACAUUAUAUCACUGUUUUACGCCUUUUUACUCUACAGGUUGCUUGGAGACUGUUGCCAUGGAGCCUGCCUGCCGUAAAGACAAGCAGAAGCUGAACUCCACCCCGACUAGAGGAGACCGAGCCAAGCAGAAAUCUGCUCAGCAAGAGCUCAAACAGCGGCAGAGAGCAGAGAUUUAUGCCCUGAACAAAGUGAUGACGGAGUUGGAACAGCAGCAGUUUGAGGCCUUUUGUAAACAGAUGCAGACACAAGGAGAAUGAGGCCUUACUCUUCACAUGGACCAGAAGCUGUUACCAUGCAAAACUACCAUACUAAUGUCAUACAAUCACACACAUUAAUGUUCAAUUAGACAAUCUUUGACCUCCUACUAACUCAAAUUCUUGAUUUUGUAACUUGGAUACGCCAGAGACUAUUAGUAUAAUCAACCGAUCCGAUUGUAGAAGGUGUUGAAGGUAAAUGUGUCCAAAAGAAAACUCUGAAAAUGUAAAUUAAAGCUGCUUCUUUUCAAGACACAUCAAGUCCACAACAUUUCCUUUGCUUAAAUAUCAACGUAUCUUAAAUGUAUCUACUGAGCGUCCUUUUUUAUCAAUACUUCUGAUUUACAUGCUUUGAGAUUUUGAAGUAGAGCAGGUUAAACACAGAGUAGCUGUAAGUGAAUUUACCCAGAUGCAAAUGUUAUUAAGCUGGUUAGCGAUCCUUUAGUUGAAAAGCACACCUGAAAACGAGCUUUGGUAUCAGCCGUCAAUCACUAGAGGUUAUCCUCAUUUGGAAAUGCUUCAUAAGCUUCUUGAAAUAACAGUUUUUCCCUGAGAAACAUCCAAUGUGCUUCGGACUCCCAACAGCAGAACAAUACCUUAUUUUCAGUGAAAUGUAAACAUUGUUUAAUGUAGCUUUAAAAUACACGGUGCCCUUAGUAUGCCAGUGUUAAUGGUGCUCACUUUGAAUCACUUUCUGUGAAUGACAUUGUAUGCAGAGCCAAAUGGCCUGUCCAUGUUUCAUUAUUGCAAUUUGAACUAUUUAUGUCUGAUGACUGAAAUGUGUAUAUUACUGACUGUAUGUCUUCCACCUUCAAUUGACUUUGGAUUGAAUGAGAAUAAAAGUGUUUUUUUUAA